Messenger RNA from Cuscuta epithymum, 797 nucleotides. NCBI's taxonomy places the organism in Eukaryota, Viridiplantae, Streptophyta, Magnoliopsida, Solanales, Convolvulaceae. The record is from the annotation of a GenBank genome assembly.
CCAUUAUCCAAACCAACCGUCAUGCUCUUGACCCCUGAUCCACAACUACGCGUACCAAAGCGAGCUUGGACAAGAAAGGAUCGUCGGUAAACGCCGCAAUGGCCGUCUUAACGACCUCGUCCAUCGGAAGUUUCUCAGCUCUACACACCUUCACCGUAAGAAAAUCCGGUGCUACGAUAGAAACCCCGGGAUUUCGUCUCAGUAAUUUUGCGGUUCAAUCGCAGAAAGGUUCCAACUCGCAAAGUGAAGGUCGAGGCCGUAGAGUCUGGAGACGAAAAAAAUUGACAAAGAAGGAUGACGAGACGAAAUACAGAUUGGAAGAAGUACCUUUCUUGGAAGAGCAUAUGAGGAAGAUAAAAGAAGAUGGGGGUUUGCUGGCGAUGGACAUUGACCGGCUAUUACUGUCCGAGGAAAACCGGUUUGCUUUUGUUAAUGAGAUCGCUGCAGAGGCCAAAGAAUAUGUGGAGAAUAACCGGGAUGAGUACGGCGGCUCAAAGAAAGCCAUCCUUCAUGUUAUCUCUAACCGCAUGAAUGAGGCUGGGUUUGAUCGCCCGGAGGCGUAUAUAGAACCUGACCCUUUCAAGCCCGGUCCAAGUUUUUUGAGGGAUGACCUUUAGUUCUUCAUCUUCAUCACCUUAACGGGGUAACUCAAGAGCUUGUACUCUGCUAGUGAGUACACCUGCAGAGUUUCUCGUGUCCCAAAUUGCAAUUUUACAUCAUUUUACAUCAUGAAUGCACACUUCAAGUGUCAUCUCUUGUCCGCCCGAGUACCUCAUUUCCUUUUAAAUAAAGCAAUA